Daldinia loculata is the source of this 2418-nucleotide messenger RNA. RefSeq names its product terpenoid synthase. The record is from RefSeq and is a predicted model, not a curated record. The transcript has 5 exons. Lineage: Eukaryota; Fungi; Ascomycota; Sordariomycetes; Xylariales; Hypoxylaceae. The coding region runs from base 637 to 1848 and encodes 403 amino acids.
CGCCAGUAUGUAGAGCCGCCGGAACCGUUAUCUGUUUGUAGUUGGUUCUAGUUAUUAGUCCUAUUCUAGAUCCGAUCUAGGGCUUCCUGCAUACUACCUCCCUCUACAACACCACAUGGUAUUGACCAUUUUCAUUCCCCAUUACAUUAUGUACUCUUAUGAGCUUCCAAAUACGACUUGAUGACGAUCGUCUGGUAGCUCAUGAAACUAGCCGGCGAGAGUGCGGACAUUGGCAUCAUAACGUACCGUGGGCCAACAUACAUAACCCUUACCUACAAGCCGAUUACGUAGAUAACCUCCCGUGCUUCGUUCGACCAAUCUAUUCCAAGAGUGACACACCAUCCUACUGUUUCUAGGUAUCACACUGCAUUAGGUUGUACUAGAAGGUAGUCCUCGUCGUUCAUGUUUGCCAAUAUUGGCAACUACUCCUCCCUAGCUUUGAGUUGGCGUUGUACCAACCUGCUAGGUAUCAUCUUUUAGCCGAGUCUUAGACUAUAUUCCCGAGUUACCGGAACGCCAACAUCGGCUCUCACUUAUAAGGAGAGAGGAGCCGUGAGGAAAGUAAUAUGUCUGUUCAACAAAUACCAGCUGUUCUCCUCUAAAAAUCCUCUAAAAGACAAGAACAAGAUAGACAAGAUGAAGGUCCAAACAAAGACACAGUUAUUGCGCCUCCUGGAGCGAUUGCAGUACAAGUUAUUAUCUGUAUUUCCUCGAACUCCCCUCCCGCAAACUACCAAGCCUAAUGCCCAUUCGGACCUUCGCGACGAAGCUUUGACCUUAGCUACUCAGCUAGAUGGAAAGACCUUCCACCUCCCUGACCUAUGGAAACUCUUCUCAGAAUGGCCGCUCGCUGCCAACCCACACGCAGAGAGGCUCGAGGGCCUCGUGAACUCGAUGCUCGAACGCAUCAUCACUAACGAGAAGAAGUUGAAAGCCUUAAAGAAGGCGGACUUUGGUCGCCUCAUGUCCCUUUGGUAUCCUGACGCGGAAUGGCCCGAGCUUGAGAUAGCCACCGCCUAUUCAGUCUGGAUUUUCGUGUGGGACGACGAGGUCGAUGCCGGAGAUACUGACGUGUCUAACGACGAGGAGCUCGCUCGAGCCUACUACCAGAAAUCUCUCAGCACAGUCCACUGCCUCCUGGGCCUCGACGAAAGCGAAGGAGCUCCGGAGAUAAUCACCAAGGAAGAGGAGUCUUUACACCCCAACAUGGCUUUAUUUGCCGAUGUUGGUCGGGGUCUGCGCAACUCAACGGACAGAAUACAACGAGAAAGAUUCUACCGCGAGUUGGAAAACUUCAUGAUCAGUGUGGGUGUGGAACAUGGACACCGAAUGCGAGGCUCUAUCCCUACUGUGGAAAAGUACCUCGAUAUUCGAUCCGGGUCUGUCGGCUGUGCUCCUCAGAUUGCACUUACAGAUCACAUGCUUAAAGUAAGACUUCCCGAGUCUAUCAUGGAGUGUGCCCCUAUGAAGGAGCUCUGGAAGGAGACGGUUGUUAUGUGUCUUAUUCUCAACGACAUAUACUCGGUACAAAAAGAAAUAGCACAAUCGUCGCUGUUCAACCUCGUACCAGUGAUGUACAAAAACUGCAGCCCCGAAAAGCAGACUCUAGACACAGUAACCAGCGGGAUUGAAGCGGCUCUGCGGGAAUCCAUGAGGGGAUUCGAAGAGGCCGCAAAGGCCCUUGUUGAGAUGGCGUCAGAUAACGCCGAAGUAAGCAGGGACGUGCAGGCCUUUAUCAAAUGGUGUCGAUAUUUCAUCACAGGGGUGCUACAAUGGAGUCUAGAGUCGAAACGGUACGGGAUGGCAGACUGCUUGCAUAAAGACGGCUCGCUUAGCAUAGUGCUUUGAGCAAGUCUGCAUAAGUUUUAUAUACAGUACAGUACAAACGUAACGCAUCUCAUUUGUACGGAUUAGAUAUUCCAUGCAUAUACCCCUAUAUAGGAGUUCUACUAUAGGCUAUAGGUCACAUACAUACAUACACUAGGCAGACUGCGAGGUACCUUAGCUCUACCUAAUACACUACAAAUACCCCAUAACAAGCUGACGGAUGGCUCGGAUACAACGGAUACAACAACGGGUAAAGCUUUUAGUUAUGUGCAUUCCUCGCGUGCUUCGACGGAGCGCUGGGACCUUCUGCAUUUCGCAUGUGGGCACGACAACCCACUUCGACUGGUUAUCAGCUGAGCGUUGGCAUCCCAGGGAUCCAGGCCAGGAUGUUAGCACCUUUUUUACACGUAGGAUUCCUUGUCUGCAUGCGUAAGCCACGCGUAUGUAGCUGCUGUUGCAGUAGCAGGGGCACCUUUCCUGAACUUCGGGUCGAUAUCACGCGGCUCAUCCCGGAUGUUGGAUAGUUCCCAAGCGAAUCCGCGCAUUCGGACAUAAGGAGAAAUUAAGAUUUGAUGUACAUAUGUAGUAACU